Molecule: messenger RNA, 2913 nt
Organism: Arachis stenosperma
Lineage: Eukaryota; Viridiplantae; Streptophyta; Magnoliopsida; Fabales; Fabaceae
Product: probable ADP-ribosylation factor GTPase-activating protein AGD14
Exons: 13
Coding region: 299-2401 (700 amino acids)
Molecular function (GO): GTPase activator activity
Source: RefSeq, a predicted model, not a curated record
UGUUCAGUUGUUCUUGUGUGAACCCAAAAUCACAAAGCGUUUCUUCUCUUAAAUUUCACAAUAACUACGCACUAACUUCAUCUUCUUCCGGAAACUCUACAGUUUCAGAUCGAACACUCAAAUCUUCGACGCAACGUCGUCGUUUUCACUUCGCUGAUUUCUCUUUAACUUAAGAGAACACUGUACCUGAAAAAGGCUGCAUCUUUUUUUAUAUAUUUCCGGAGUGCAAAAUAAAAUUUCUUCGGUUGCAGUUACUGCUAGGGUUUCUCGCGUUCUUUAGCUGUGAUUUUUUCGUGAAAUGGCGACAAGAAAGGAAGAAGAGAGGAACGAGAAAAUCAUCAGAGGUCUUAUGAAGCUUCCGCCCAAUCGAAAAUGCAUCAACUGUAACAGUCUGGGCCCGCAAUAUGUUUGUACCAACUUUUGGACCUUCGUUUGCAUGACUUGCAGUGGAAUCCAUCGUGAGUUUACCCAUCGUGUGAAGUCUGUAUCUAUGGCAAAGUUCACAUCACAGGAAGUUGAUUCUCUUCAGAAUGCGGGUAACCAGCGUGCACGGGAAAUAUAUUUGAAAAAUUGGGACUUCCAGAGGCAACGGCUGCCAGAUAGCAGCAAUGUCGAUAAAAUAAGGGAGUUUAUAAGGCAUGUAUACGUCGAUCGAAGAUAUGCUGCAACCAAAUCUUCUGACAAGCCUCCAAGAGAUAUGCAGAACCCUAGAAUCAAUGAAGAUGAUACACGGCGUGCUAGUUCUUAUCACUCCUAUUCACAAAGCCCUCCAUAUGAUUACCAAUAUGAAGAUCGACGGUAUGGGAAACAAGCAGCUGCAUUGACCAGGAAGCCUGGUUCAGAUAAAGUUCGCUAUGAAGGAAAGAUGAGUAGUAUUAUCUAUAGUCCUGGACGCUUCAGUGAUCAUGCCUAUGAGGAUAGAUUUGCCAAUGAGGGAUCUGGUCCGAGAAUUUCUGACUUUUCUGUGUCCAGUGGGGGUGAGCAAUUCAAAUCUGAGGUUCAGUCUCCCAACUUUCAUAAGGAUAUUGGAUUUCAUAGUCCACCCUAUCGGCAUUCAGGUCACCAUUCAAGUGAAGAUGUCUGGGCUUUUGCAAGGAAUACAUCUCUGGAAACUAAUGCUAAGAGAGAUAUGGAAGGAAUUCGGCUUCCGCAGAGGACUGCUUCACUGGGAUCAAUGGACAGCAACCUGUCAUCUUUCAGAUCUCACAAUUCUGGUGGUUUAGUUGAUUUUUUCUCUGAACCUGUCCAAGCUUUUGAACCGCUACAGAGUAAAGUUUCUUGUGUUCCCCAACCACCUGGUCCAGCAGGUUCUACUAGCUCUGAUAUUUCCAACACACCUGUUGCAGCAGAACCAUCCAUUGAUCUUUUUCAGUUGCCAGGAGCACCCUCUCAGUCUACAUCAGUGGAUCUGUUUCAAUCAGCUGUUUUGUCUGCAGUUCCAUAUUCCAAUGAGAGUCAACCAACACAAACUUCCCAACCUUCAUCAGUUGACUUUUUUGCAGACCUUUCUCAGCAGCCAUCAACUGCAACCUCAGAUGAAAAGUCAUUGGAGUUAUCUGCCCCUAAAAAUGAAGGUUGGGCAACAUUUGAUAUGCCUCAGUACACAGCAUCUACUGCAAAAGUUGAAACUCCAGCAGUACUGCCAUCAGCUGCUGACACAUUGCAGGACAGAUUUGAUCCAUUCUUGAACUUGAAUGGAAAUAUGCAAUGGCCUUCAUUUGAAACUUCUGGUGUUAAUGUUCCUUCUUCAGUUACAUCUAAUGUAUGGCAUGAUGGUGCAUGGAAUGGAGAAGAACAAGUUUCUGUGACAGCAACAAGCACUCAAUCUGAACAGCCUUGGAGUGCAUUUGAAGAUUCCGUUACCCCGGCUUCUGCAGAUGGCCUUAAUCAGGGAUUACAACUGCAAAAUCUUCCAUCAACUGAUGAUCAAUGUUUAGAUUUAAGAGCUUCUGAGGGGUGCAAUGAAGGUGGGAUGCAAGGCAUUGCCCCUAUUGGCGGGUUUGAUGAUCAUGAAAUCUCAUCAAAUUUUAGUGGUGGCUCAGCAUAUCCUCCCUCUGCAAUUCCCCCUAUGGGAGAGAGUCAACCUAAUGGAAACAGUCAUAAAUCAACUAAUCCAUUUGAUUUUCUUGAUGAUGCUGAUGUAUCAGAUGUAGAGCACAGUAAUAUGUUUCUUGAUCUUAGCUCAUUGCAAGCUGCUCUGCCCGAUGCACAGUUACAACCUACUUUCCAUAGUGGUAUUGCCGAACCAUGGCUUCCUCAAAAUUCAGUUAACUCCUACAUCUCCUCUGCUGGACAAGGUGGUGGUUUGACAUUCUUGGCUGCUCAACCACCAAGUUCUCAAAUAUCGAAUAUCCAGACGCAGGAACCGGUUGCAUCUUUUGGGGGAAAUCCUUUUGCAUAAGAUUUGGCUGUAGAAUAUAGCGUCAAUCUUAUAGAAUUUGAUGGAUAGAGAAGCAUAGUUAAUUGUGAGAGAUUUUAAAUGCUUCUUAUUUUCAGAUUCGAAUGAUUGUUCAAUUGUUUGAUUACUUCCCACGGAAAGGAAGGCCUUGCAAUAUUCAUAGUCCCAGCUAUACACGGGCAAUGCAUCUGUAUUUUUUGUAACUGAUGGCAUUGUAAUUAUAGUUCUUGAUGUUUAAUGUUCUGGCAGGUAUUGAACGUGACAUCAAAGUGGGUUUAGUACUUUAGUUUGAGACUUUUGAGGGUGUUUGACUUUGUAAUUUUAGUUGUAAUUGUAAUUGUAAUUGUAAUUGUAAUUUUGUGUUUUAAGAGCAUCAUUCCGUUGUGAUGCUCAUACCCAUUCUAUGUAGAAUUGUAAGCUUGGUUAGGACAAUCGGAUUGAAUUUAUAUUGUUACAUCUUCAAAGUACUCCUAUGGUUCUAAAUAACCGCCUUGGAAGAAAUCAUAUUUAAAAAA